Molecule: messenger RNA, 1287 nt
Organism: Theobroma umbraticum
Lineage: Eukaryota; Viridiplantae; Streptophyta; Magnoliopsida; Malvales; Malvaceae
Gene: AGL20
Product: AGAMOUS-like 20
Biological process (GO): positive regulation of transcription by RNA polymerase II
Cellular component (GO): nucleus
Molecular function (GO): RNA polymerase II transcription regulatory region sequence-specific DNA binding; DNA-binding transcription factor activity; protein dimerization activity
Source: RefSeq, a predicted model, not a curated record
GCAAAAGGAUAGAUGAAUAAGGAAAGGUUAUCAUGUGUGGGUUCGCUUUUUCUAUCCUUUGGUGGUGACUAAAAAAGGGUUUGCCCAAUAAAUCAAUCACAAUAAGAUAUUCUAUCUUGGGUCUUCUUGGCUAGCCUUCACAGCCAUCAGAUUUUCUUGGCUUUCUUCCUUUUUUGGUCUCCUCCUCCUCCUCCUCUAAGCUUUCUGGGUUUUGUUUUGGAUUUUGCCUCUUUGGCUUCUUGGCUCCUUUGCUUCUUCUUCGUCUUCUUCAAGAUAAGAAAAGUUCCAAGUUCUUUCCUUGCCUAUUUGGUGCGGAGAUGGUGAGAGGGAAGACUCAAAUGAGGCGCAUAGAGAACGCCACGAGAAGGCAAGUAACCUUCUCUAAGCGGCGAAAUGGAUUGCUAAAGAAGGCUUUUGAGCUAUCAGUUCUUUGUGAUGCUGAGGUUGCUCUUAUAAUUUUCUCCCCAAGAGGCAAGCUCUAUGAAUUUGCAAGUACUAGCAUGCAGGAGACAAUAGAACGUUACAACAGGCAUACGAAGGAUACUCGAACCAAGCCAAGUGAACAAAACAUGCAGCUUCUGAAGACUGAAGCAGCAAACAUGGUGAAGAAGAUUGAGCUUCUUGAAGUUUCAAGACGGAAACUACUAGGAGAAGGCUUAGGGUCAUGCUCGCUAGAAGAAUUACUGCAGUUAGAACAACAGUUGGAAAGGAGCGUAAGCAGCAUAAGAGCAAGAAAGGCACAAGUUUUCAAGGAACAGAUGGAGCAAUUAAAAGAAAAGGAGAAAGUCCUAGCUGCUGAAAACGCAAGGCUUUGUGAGAAGUGUGCUAUGCGGCCAUGGCAAGGAUCAAAGGAGCAGAGAGAGAAUGUUCCCUAUGAUGAAAGCAGUCCAAGCAUAGACGUGGAAACCGAAUUGUUCAUCGGACUACCAGAAAGGAGAACAAAAUGCUUCCUGCUACAGAACUGAUUGAUGGCAACUUAUCCCAUCCCUAGCAAAUAUGAAUACAAGGCAAAAGUUCACAUAUUACGCAUCUUAGUUUUGAAUAAAAUGCAUACCAGCAAUGCUAUGGUUAGUGCAAAAAUGUUCGUUGCAGAAACUACCAUGAGCAUGACCAAGGAUUCGCUACAUAAAACCUAAUAUCUUGGAGCAUGGUACAUGUCAUGGAAAUGCUUCAAUAUUCUAUUAGCCUGUAUUUUAGCGGAUCAAUCCUGCUGCCUCAGGAUAUAUUGAUUGUCAUUCAGCAAAUGUUUUUAUUUUAAGGGAAAAGAAACUUCUGCCAUUAAAUCAA